AUGUCCACCUUGUCGAACUACGCUUUCCGCAUGCGUUGUCUGAGCGCCAGAAUAUUUGGAGAGGUUGUGCGGCCAACGGAUAGUAAGUCUAUGAAAGUAGUGAAGCUUUUCAGCGAGCCGCCAAUGGCCAAAAGGAAAGAGGUCUACAAGUGGUACCCACCGCACGAUAUCUAUAACCCACUAAUGCGCAAUCUGAGAUAUCUGGGCCUCUAUAGGGAUGAACAUGAAGAUUUCAGGGAAGAAAUGAAACGACUUCGCAAACUCCGUGGCAAAAGCACACCCAAAAAGGGUGAAGGCAAGAGAGCAAUGAAGAAAAAAUAG
Messenger RNA from Staurois parvus, 321 nucleotides. Lineage: Eukaryota; Metazoa; Chordata; Amphibia; Anura; Ranidae. The record is from the annotation of a GenBank genome assembly.